AUGCCUUCCCCAGACGGAACAGCUCCGCCAGCGGAGGUGAUGUCGAUUGCUUCUCCGAUCAAUUUGGUCCUCUUCUCAGUCUUCACACUCCUAGUGUACAUGCAAUUCCGUCCCAAAGCUGCCGCUACCCUCCCCAAGGCCCCUCCGCCUGUUGUUUUCCGUACAUUCACCCCCAAGACGUUGCUCGAGUUCAACGGCGAAAACGACAAGCCUGUUUACCUUGCCGUUCGUGGGCGCGUCUUUGAUGUCUCGCCAGGAAGAAACUUUUAUGGACCGGGUGGCCCAUAUGAGAACUUUGCCGGUCGAGACGCUUCCCGAGGUCUAGCUUUCCAGAGCUUUGAUCGAGAAAUGCUGACAGAGGAUUUGUCGGCUCCGUUGGAUGAUCUGAAGGACCUGAAUGCGGAACAACUGGAGAACCUCCAAGGCUGGGAGGAGAGAUUCUCGGAGAAAUACCUUGUUGUUGGACGAGGGUAUCUGGCUGUCAGUAUUGUGACGAAGGCAUCUUGUGCAUCGCGAGCAGGCCAGGGAAACAUCUUGGAAUUCACUGGGUAA
Molecule: messenger RNA, 552 nt
Organism: Aspergillus calidoustus
Lineage: Eukaryota; Fungi; Ascomycota; Eurotiomycetes; Eurotiales; Aspergillaceae
Source: the annotation of a GenBank genome assembly